Molecule: messenger RNA, 940 nt
Organism: Corylus avellana
Lineage: Eukaryota; Viridiplantae; Streptophyta; Magnoliopsida; Fagales; Betulaceae
Gene: XYP1
Product: Bifunctional inhibitor/lipid-transfer protein/seed storage 2S albumin superfamily protein
Biological process (GO): lipid transport
Molecular function (GO): lipid binding
Source: RefSeq, a predicted model, not a curated record
AAAGCCAGCACACUUUCUCACUCUCUCUCUCUCAUAGAGAGUGUCAGAAAACCUGUUUCAGUUCAGACUUCCCAUUUUCAAAGACUCCCAUCAUCAUUCAUAUUCUCACUUACCCUAUUUAACGCACCCACCGUCCCCAUAAUCCCACAUUCCCACGUUUCUUCAAACCCUCUCUGCCAUCUUUCUCUCUGUUUCUCUCUCUGUGUGAAAAAAGAGAAAAUGGCAGCAAAGUCCUCCAACCUUUCUCUUAUUCUUUGCUUGUUGGCCAUCUGGGCCGUCGUUUAUGCCCAAGGUGCGUCCUCACCGCACGCGCCAGCACCGUCAGUGGACUGCUCCAGCCUGAUCCUGACCAUGGCCGACUGCCUCUCCUUUGUCACCAACGGCAGCACCAUCACCAAGCCGGAAGGGGGUUGCUGCGUUGGCCUCAAGACUGUGCUCAAGGCUGACGCCGGAUGCCUCUGUGAGGCCUUCAAGAGCAGCGCUUCUCUCGGUGUUGUCUUGAAUGUCACCAAGGCCACCUCCCUCCCCACCGCCUGCAAAGUCUCCGCUCCCGCCGCCGCUAACUGCGCAUUGUCUUUGACUCCUGCUGCUGCUCCUGGUUCAGAUCUCUCACCGAAUGGUUCUCCAAAUUCUGUUGCUGCACCUCCACAGACAGCUGUAGCAGGGGGUGAGGUAGCCCCAUCUCAACCCCCAGGGAUCUCAAGUUCUUCAGUGCUCACCACUUCAGUUGGAUUCCUACUUGUUGCCUCACUGGUUGCUUCAUUUUCUAGUUUCUGAGCCAAUGGCAGAGUCAAUUUUGAGAGCACUGGAAAUGAUACGAUGAGGGAGAGCUGUCUUGUUUAUAUAUCAAUUGAGACUCUGUAUGCACGUACAUUAGUUUGAAAAACCUACUUGAAGGUUUGGAUUGUUUUUAUAUAAUAUUAUUGUCUAUCUAUUUUUA